Messenger RNA from Dentiscutata heterogama, 297 nucleotides. Lineage: Eukaryota; Fungi; Glomeromycota; Glomeromycetes; Diversisporales; Gigasporaceae. The record is from the annotation of a GenBank genome assembly.
AUGUCACAAAGUCGCAACAAAUCUAUAUAUAAUUAUAAACACAAUUAUUCACAAAAUAAAACAAUUAAAUGUAAAGCAAAAACAUACACAUUACCCGAGCAAUAUAAAAUACCCGAUGAUUAUAAAAUUAAAACUACUUGGGGAAAGCCAAAUAAAGAAAUUACAAUUAUCACUUCUAUUAAUUAUAUUAAUAAUAAACCAAUUUAUAAAAUUGAAUGUGUUGAUAAAAAAACUUAUAAAGAGGAAGAAGUUUACUCAGAUAAACCAUCAUCAAAUGCAGCAUUAUUAUUUUCAAAG